CUGGCAGGAAAAAAAGAAAGAAGCAACUGAAGAAUGAGAAACCAUACAGCAAUAACAGAGUUUGUCCUCUUGGGAUUGUCAGAUGACCCAAAGCUUCAGAUUGUGAUUUUUGUCUUUCUGCUUAUCACCUACAUGCUCAGCAUCACUGGGAACCUGACCAUUAUCACCCUCACUCUGCUGGAUUCCCACCUCCAGACCCCCAUGUAUUUCUUCCUCAGGAAUUUCUCCUUAUUAGAAGUUUCAUUCACAACUGUCAGUAUACCCAGAUUCCUGGGCACCAUUAUUACAGAAGAUAAAACCAUUUCCUUUAAUAACUGCAUUGCUCAGUUAUUUUUUUUAAUUCUCUUGGGGGUCACUGAGUUUUACCUCCUGACUGCCAUGUCCUAUGACCGCUACGUGGCCAUCUGCAAACCCCUGCAUUACGUGACUAUCAUGAAUCGCAGAGUCUGCACACUGCUUGUCUUCUCUUCAUGGCUGGCUUCAUUCUUAAUUAUAUUCCCUGUGCUCAUGUUGCUGUUAAAGCUCGAUUACUGUAGAUCUAACAUUAUUGACCAUUUUACCUGUGACUAUUUUCCCUUGCUGCAACUUUCUUGUUCAGACACAAAAUCCCUAGAGAUAAUGGGUUUUUCCUAUGCUGUGUUUAUUCUAAUAUUCACAUUGGCAUUAGUAAUUCUGUGUUACAUAUAUAUCAUCAGGACAAUUUUGAGAAUUCCCUCUGCGAGUCAGAGGACAAAGGCUAUUUCCACAUGUUCUUCCCACAUGAUUGUCUUAUCCAUCUCUUAUAGUAGCUGCAUUUUUGUGUAUGUUAAACCUUCAGCAGAAGAGAGGGUGGCUUUGAGCAAAGGAGUAGCUGUGCUAAACAUCUCAGUAGCUCCCAUGCUGAACCCUUUUAUUUAUAGCCUAAGGAAUCAACAAGUCAAGCAAGCUUUCAUGGACAUGGUAAGGAGGACUGUGUUUUUCACAAGCAAAUGAAAAGACGUGGUGUCAUGAAUUAGA
Messenger RNA from Loxodonta africana (African savanna elephant), 996 nucleotides. RefSeq names its product olfactory receptor 6C1-like. The transcript has a single exon. Gene Ontology annotation, biological process: G protein-coupled receptor signaling pathway. The record is from RefSeq and is a predicted model, not a curated record. Gene Ontology annotation, cellular component: membrane. Gene Ontology annotation, molecular function: olfactory receptor activity; G protein-coupled receptor activity. The coding region runs from base 34 to 972 and encodes 312 amino acids. NCBI's taxonomy places the organism in Eukaryota, Metazoa, Chordata, Mammalia, Proboscidea, Elephantidae.